Messenger RNA from Alligator mississippiensis (American alligator), 7348 nucleotides. Its product is annotated as KIAA1217 ortholog. Gene Ontology annotation, cellular component: cytoplasm. The transcript has 20 exons. Bases 339 to 6200 code for a protein of 1953 amino acids. The record is from RefSeq and is a predicted model, not a curated record. NCBI's taxonomy places the organism in Eukaryota, Metazoa, Chordata, Crocodylia, Alligatoridae.
UAUGUGUAGUUGGGGGCUGUGGAAAACAAGCAGGCUAGGAUCUUGCCUGCAGAAAAGACCAUCACCUGUUGGGGCCCACACUGAGAAGUGCUCAGGACUAUUUCAGCAGCAGCAGUAAGCUGCAGCAGCAGCCUCUGGAAGUACUGCCCACCAUUCCACUGAGGACCAUUACCGAUCCAUAGCGAAUACUUGGACUUCUGGAAUGCAGUUCAUUUUUUAAAGGAACUUUGUGCUGUAGAGGAGGGUGGUUUCCUUUUUUUCCUGGAGGCUGUUUCUGGUAGUUUUUCAAGCUGCAGUUUUAAAGUUUGAGAAAAAAGCUUGUGCAGUAGGCAGGGACAAUGGAGGAAAAUGAAAGCCAGAAAUUUGAGCUGUGCCUGGCUUAUUCAAAAGACAGCAGACAGAUGAAGGAUCAGAGAAAAAACAAUUUGCAUGUAACAUCAUUAGAUGAUGCAGAAUGUAUCCGAUCUAAAGAACACUUAGCUACUGGAAACAGUCAUACUUCGAAGUCUACCCGCAAUAUCCCUCGAAGACAUACAGUAGGUGGCCCUCGCAGCUCCAAAGAAAUACUAGGAAUGCAGACAUCAGAAAUGGACAGAAAGAGAGAAGCUUUUCUGGAGCACCUGAAGCAGAAAUAUCCCCAUCAUGCUACAGCAAUAAUGGGUCACCAGGAACGGCUGAGAGAUCAGACUAGAAGCCCAAAACUGUCUCAAAGCCCACAGCCCAGUUUGGGAGAGCAGGCAGAACAUCUAUCUGAGGCAUCUGCUGAUUCUUUAGAAGCCAUGUCUGAGGGCGAAUCCCCAAGUCCUUUUUCUAGAGGCAGCCGCACACGAGCAAGCCUUCCAGUGGUGAGGUCAGCGAACCAAACAAAGGAGCGAUCUCUAGGUGUGCUAUAUCUUCAAUAUGGAGAUGACACAAAACAGUUAAGGAUGCCAAAUGAAAUUACAAGCACAGACACUAUUCGCGCCCUCUUCGUAAGUGCCUUUCCCCAGCAGCUGACAAUGAAAAUGCUGGAGUCACCUAGUGUUGCUAUUUACAUCAAGGAUGAGAGCAGAAACAUAUACUAUGAAUUGAGUGAUGUAAGGAAUAUUCAGGACCGAUCUUUCCUUAAAGUUUACAACAAAGAUCCUGCACAUGCAUUUAAUCACACAACAAGAGCUAUGAAUGGAGAUAUAAGGAUGCAGAGGGAAAUUGCUUACGCAGGCAGAGAUGGCUCAAAUGUUUCCCGACCAGGAUCUGCUGCACAUCCUUCUCAUGCAAUUCCGAGUUCGCCACCCUCUACACCUGUGCCGCACUCUAUGCCCCCUUCUCCAUCCAGAAUCCCUUAUGGUGGGGGCAGGCCUAUGGGAGUGCCAGGAAACGCAACAAUUCCCAGAGACAGGCUCUCAAGUGUGCCAGUGUCCAGGUCCAUAUCGCCAAGCCCGAGUGCCAUUCUGGAAAGAAGGGAUGUGAAACCAGAUGAGGACCUGAGUAACAAAAGCCUUGUUCUGUUUCGCAAUGAAGGCUUAUAUGCUGACCCCUAUCUGUUUCAUGAGGGGAGGAUGAGUGUGGCUGCUUCCCAUACUGGACACCCUCUUGACAUCCCUGAUCAUAUUAUAGCUUAUCAUCGCAGCACAAUGAGGUCCUCAAACACUUACUUGAACCCCUCUAUGCAACCUGAGAUGGUGGAACAAUCAUUGUACAGACAAAAAUCAAGAAAAUAUCCUGAGAGCCAUUUGCCAACUCUUGGUUCAAAAACUCCUCCUGCUUCACCCCACAGGCUAGCUGAUGUAAGAAUGAUUGAUAUUCAUCCUCAUCAUAAUGCUCACGUACCCCCUCAUGCCAUCCAGCCCGACAGGUCUUCUCCUAGUCGCCAGUCCUUUAAAAAAGAACCAGGAGCACCUAUCUACGUGGAAACUAAAGCACGAAAUGCUGUAGGAUUAUCUGGCAUGGCUGAUGUUGUUCCAUCUGUGGCUGACAGGCAAGCGUUUGGCUACGGAUCAGCGGCAGUGCCCAAAGAUAAAGACACAAGAGAGAGGAUGCAAGCCAUGGAGAAACAGAUUGCCAGUUUAACUGGUCUUGUUCAGUCUGCGCUUUUUAAAGGGCCAAAUACAAGUAAUAGCAAAGAUGCUUCUAGUGAGAAGAUGGUGAAAAUUGUGUCCAGUAAGAGCAGCUUUGACAGCACAGGAGGUGCUCAUCUGUCUGGUGGAAAGAAUUCAUUAGCAACAGUGGAGCCAAUGGCCAUCAAUCAUCCUGCUUCUGUCAGCACUACAGCAAUGCAAGUCAGUCUGUAUGAUAUGAGGCGCAACGUGUCAGAUCUUCGGCUGCAGCUGCACCAGAUGAGGCAGCUACAGCUGCAGAACCAGGAGGUGCUGAGGGCAAUGAUGAAGAAAGCAGAGCUGGAAAUCAAUGGCAAAGUAAUUGAAACAGUGAAGAGGCUGGAGGAUCCUGUGCAGCGACAGCGCAACCUGGUGGAGCAAGAAAGGCAAAAAUACCUUAAUGAAGAAGAGAAGAUUGUGAAGAAGCUAUGUGAGCUAGAACAUUUUGUUGAGGAACUGAAGAAGGACUCCCCAGCCAAGAUAAUUACCCUGAAAGAUGUUGAGGAUGGGGCUUUUCUUCUGCGUCAAGUUGGAGAAGCUGUUGCCACCCUGAAAGGUGAGUUCCCAACACUUCAGAAUAAAAUGCGGGCAAUCCUCCGUGUUGAGGUGGAAGCUGUCAGAUUUCUGAAGGAGGAGCCCCAUAAACUGGACAGCUUGCUGAAACGAGUCCGCAGCAUGACUGAUGUCCUUACUACACUAAGGAGACACGUUACGGAAGGUCUGCUGAAAGGUGUGGAUCCUGUCCAAGCUGUGCAAUACACUGCUAUGGAAAAAGCUACAGCAGCUGAAAUCCUGAAAGCUCAAGAAGAGGUGGUACAUAUCCAUGGACACCCACAGCAAAAUGUAGCUGGAGUUACAGCAGAGUCACAAGCAUCAGUCAAAUCGGAAGUUAUACCCUUCUCUACAAUGACAGUUCAUCACAUACAGAGCUCUCCUGUGGUCAUCCAGCAGUCUCAGCACUCUUCAGCGCUGAUCAACCAUACCCAGAAUUCACCUGCAGCAACCAGCCAUUCUGUAGGUUUAUCAGCAACAAACCAUCAGACUCCCACCACUUCAGUCACUGUACCAGACUCUACAGCAGCAAGCCAGCAAUCACAGACCUCUCCGUCACCACAGGUCUCUGUCAAUGGUUCCACCAUGCAAAGCCUUUUUAUUGAAGAAAUUCACAGUGCAAGUACCAGAAACCGUGCUGUGUCAAUUGAGAAAGCAGAAAAGAAAUGGGAAGAGAAAAGGCAGAACCUUGACCACUACAAUGGACAAGAGUUUGAAAAGCUUUUGGAAGAGGCACAGGCCAAUAUCAUGAAAUCAAUCCCUAAGCUAGAGAUGCCUCCACAGUCAACAGUGAUGCCGAAAGGAGAUGCAGCAGACAAGUUAGAAGUCCCUGACAAGGUUUGCCAUGAAGACGCUCCCAACGCAGAACAAGAAAAGGACAAGCUGAUGAAGUCUCCCCCUCCACCACCACCACGUCGCAGCUACCUGCUGGGCUCGGGACUGACCACAGCACGAUCAGGAGAUGUCAUCUAUGCAGUCAGAAAAGAGGCCCCCAUUGUGAAGGAAUGCACUGAAGAUGCUGGGCAAACAGCACAGUCCAGAGUAUCUAAAGAAGAUCAGGCAUCAUCCCGGGCACCAGGGCCUGCCACAGCAUCUGUCACAAAGGAUGAGGAGGAAGAGGAAGGAGACAAAAUAAUGGCUGAAUUACAGGCUUUCCAGAAGUGCUCUAUUAUGGAUGUAAACUGUCAUGCUGAACAGUCCAGAAAUGAUACACAUGUUAAAGACAUAAGGCCUGGAUCUUUAAUGCAUCACAAGGAAAAGAAGGUGUAUGGGGAUACAGCAGGAUCUCCAAAGGAUAUUGACCAUCCUAAGGAGAAGAGGGAAGGGAAAACUGAAGAAGAGAUGGGGUCUCAUGCUUCCAGCUUAGCUGACACUAGAGUUAGCUUUUCAGUGAAUGAAAAUUCUACAUUCAGCAAGGGUUGGUCUGCAGACAAAGACUAUUCCAAGAACAACUUGAGUAGUGUCAGCACAAGUCUCACCAGUAUCAGCCUGCCAAAAGAUGACCGAAGUAAAGAAAUGCAAGAUGUCUUAGAAGGGCGUUAUCCAGCCAUUGAAAAUGGAAAACAAAAGCUGAGCUAUGGAAUAUUGAGAGAUGUUGGGCCCAGCAUGCCCCAAAAUGAACCAGUAGAAAGUACAGGCAAACGUAUCCCUGUUGGCAACGUCUUGCCUCUUAAGAGGCAAACAGAAUUACAAACUCAAGAUGCAUCCUCACCUAAGUCACCACAGGAGCAAGAGGUUCCUACAGUUGACUACAGUCAGGUUGUUCUCAGGCCUAAAAUAUCAAGAAAUGCUAAUGUAAACUAUAUUGAGGAGACAGAUUCUCUAACUAGCUCUCCAAGUGAAGAAAACCCACCAACAGAGAAUAUUGCUUUUAUGAUUACCAAAACGGCUGUUCAGGUUCUGUCAAGUGGAGAAGUUCACGAUAUAGUAAGCAGAAAGGGAGGAGAUAUACAAACAGUUAACAUUGAUGGUGGAAAGGACAAGACAUCACAGCAAGGUCUGCCAGAGAUUACAGAGAAUGAAGAACCAGUAGUUUGUCUGGAUAAAAAACCAGUCAUCAUCAUUUUUGAUGAACCCAUGGAUAUCAGAUCAGCUUAUAAGAGACUUUCAACCAUAUUUGAGGAAUGUGAUGAGGAAUUAGAGAAAAUGAUGACAGAGGAGAAAAUAGAAGAGGAAGAGGAGGAUGAGGAGGGAGAAAAUGAGAUGUCAGUGAUGCAGAAUAAAGAAUUACAAACAGUUACUGAUGGGAAAGCAUCUGCAUAUUAUUCAAGAAGUCAGAGACGUGAGCAACAAUAUAAAUUUCCACUUCCGUCUGAUUCUAGCUUCAACGAAGUCACAAUUCCUGAGGAGAAAGAAAUCACAAAGAGCAAGUUUAACAAAUUUAACCAAAUGUAUGGUCUGGAUUCAGAAGUGAAGUUGGAUUCUCCUGACCAGUUUGGAAGCAGGCAGGAUGCUAAGAAAAAGUUUAAAUUUAAGUUCCCUAAAAAGCAGCUGGCUGCCCUAACUCAAGCAAUACGUACAGGAACCAAAACAGGAAAGAAGACCUUGCAGGUCGUGGUUUAUGAAGAGGAAGAGGAAGAUGGGACUCUAAAGCAACAUAAGGAAGCUAAAAGAUUUGAAAUUACAAGAUCUCAGCCUGAGGACAAUGACACAAAUGCUUCUGGGAACCAAGAACUCGCUCUUGAGACUACAGCACAGACUUCCAGGACUGAUGAAAUUCGAAAGAAUACAUACAGAACACUAGACAGCCUUGAGCAGACAAUUAAACAACUGGAGAAUACCAUCAGUGAGAUGAGUCCAAAGUCUGUCCCUGAAAGCGCACACAGCGUUGAGGGAACCACUGUCCCAUGUUCUUCCCAUAUAGCACAAGAAAUUCUGCCCAGAGAACCCGUAGUUUUGGAUGACAGUCACGCGGGGGUAGAGCCCCCCUCAUCAAUCCCUUCAGCUUCACGUAAGGGCUCCAGUGGCACUCCACAGACCAGCAGGAUGCCUGUACCCCUGGCCACAAAAAGUAGACAACAAAACAGCUUGGAUAAAGCAGGCAAACAGCACAAGCUACAGGACCCACGCCAGUACAGACAGGCUAAUGGAAGUGCUAAGAAAGCUGGUGGGGACUAUAAAGCUACUUCUCCUACCCUACUUGCUUCUAAGAUCCCAGCCUUUUCUCCUACUUCAGGGAAAAGCAGCUCUGUGCCUGCUUCUAAUGCUGAUAGCUCUAACCCUCUUAUUCCACCUACUAAAUCAUCCCUUCCUUCUUCUAACCGCCUCAGUCCUCCAACAGGUCGCAUUACUUACUCUACCUCCCUAAUUCCUUCAGUCUCUAAUGGCUCCUUAAAGUUUCAAAACCCCACUUCUACAGGUAAAGGUCACCAUCUUUCAUUCUCACAACAGACUCAAAAUGGCCGGCCAUCCCCUCCUUCCUCCUGUUCCCCCCCUUCCUCUACUUCUCCCACUUCACUGAAUCAAGGUUUGAAGAGCAUCAAGACAAUCCAUACACCUAGCUUCACCAGCUACAAGUCACAGAAUGGAAAUGCCAGCAAGUCCACUCCACCCACAGCCAAGGAAACAUCUUAAAGGAUAAAUACUAGUGUGCACAACUUCACCGAGGCUUUUAUUCAUUAUCAGUGAAUCCGCGAACAAUAUUUUAGCAGGGGAAUGUAUCCAUUUUGCUGUAUCAGUUGAGGCUUAAUACUAAACGUGCUAAAUACUGAAUUAAGAUUAUAGAUUAGAGUGAAACUGUUUUGUAAAGCUGUUGCUACUGUAAUUAUGAUAGAGCAUUUUCUUCCUAUAUCCAGCACCUGUUACAAAAAGUGCAAAGGUAUGUGCGAGCGAGUGUUAGUGAACUUGAAUGUGUGUACCCAAACGUACUGAGCAUGGAGAAAAAUGUAUGGUUCGAGAAUUUUGGUAAUUGUUUUGUACAAAGCUAUUUUUCAUUAUGGUGACUAGAAGCAAACAGAGAUAUAUACUAAAGUGUGAUUAUACACAACUGUAAAACUAAAAUAUUUUUUCUUUUAUUUUAGUGUUAUUCAGCUUUGUUACAGAUUUCUAUUUUUGUCAACAAAAUGUCAUGGUUCCUUUCAAGAUCUUUUUUGCCAAAACAUUUUGAUACUAUUAUAAUAUACAUUUAAAAGUAGUAUGCUGGACAGUAAACCUCAACACAAGAAACAGAGUAAGACUGGUAUCAGUGUGUAUGAGGCAAAUAAACCUAUUGCACUGCCAUUCAGAUUAUAUUUAAUAAUUUGCUUAUCCAAGAAAAAUAAAUUGUUUUUCAUAUAGGUAUUUGCUUGAUUACUUUUAUUCUUAGCUAAAUCCACCUUUUCUCCUUCUAUUUUGUUUUACUGGUAACCUCAUACUGUAUUGCAUUGUGGGUUUUAAAAUGUACACUUCUGUACUGUUCUGUAAACUGCAAACUUGUGUAAAUAUAUAAAUAUAUAUAAAUAAAUACGGUAUGUGGCUGGGCACAUAGAGUAGUUUUACCACACCAAAGUUAAUUUUUAUGCAUGCUUUCCAAAUAGAGAUAUAUAUAUAUAUAUAUAUAUAUAUAUAUAUAUAUAUAUGGGAAAGGGGUGGAAAAGGUGGAUAUUGGUCAAAUGGAAAAAAGUGCACACAAGCUUGCACAGAUUGUGCUUUUGUAAAUAAAUAUAUUUGUAUAACACCAUAAUGUAAGAUACAGAACUAUGAUAAGCAAAGAUCUUUGCAAAAAAUAAAGGGCUGCAUGCUUA